Messenger RNA from Meyerozyma guilliermondii ATCC 6260, 426 nucleotides. Its product is annotated as dolichyl-diphosphooligosaccharide-protein glycotransferase. Gene Ontology annotation, cellular component: oligosaccharyltransferase complex; membrane. The record is from RefSeq and is a predicted model, not a curated record. Lineage: Eukaryota; Fungi; Ascomycota; Pichiomycetes; Serinales; Debaryomycetaceae. Gene Ontology annotation, biological process: protein N-linked glycosylation. Bases 1 to 426 code for a protein of 141 amino acids. The transcript has a single exon.
AUGCCACGUCGUGAAAAGAAAACGGCAUCGUAUGCAAAGCCCGUCAAUGAGGUGGUGAGUGCUGUGGCCACGUCGUACCGCGACUAUAUACGCAACCUCACACCUCGGUUGAAAUUGAUAGACUCAUUUUUGGCAUUCUUGGUGGCAUUGGGAGGUUUGCAAUUUUUGUAUGUUUUGUUAAUUGGAAACUUUCCAUUCAAUGCUUUCUUAGGAGGGUUUAUCAGUUGUGUGGGUCAGUUUGUGUUAACUGUGAGUUUGCGGUUGCAAUUUGUUUCGGGUACAGAACAGAAAAAGACCGUGGAAACUGAAGACGGCGAAGUAAAAGAAAUGGAACCGGUAUUUUCCAUUACACCACAACGAGCUUUUGGUGAUUAUAUAUUUGCCAGCUUGAUAUUGCAUUUUGUGGUGUUGCACUUUAUCAAUUGA